Malassezia restricta is the source of this 591-nucleotide messenger RNA. RefSeq names its product component of cytosolic iron-sulfur protein assembly. Gene Ontology annotation, biological process: iron-sulfur cluster assembly. NCBI's taxonomy places the organism in Eukaryota, Fungi, Basidiomycota, Malasseziomycetes, Malasseziales, Malasseziaceae. The record is from RefSeq and is a predicted model, not a curated record. The coding region runs from base 1 to 591 and encodes 196 amino acids. The transcript has a single exon.
AUGAACUUCGGCUCGACUGAGCUGGAGAAUGCCAAUCCGAUUGUGUAUGAUAUUCGUGCGCCCACGUUGCGUGGACCGAGCUACUCAGACUCGCCUGAUUCUUGGUGGAAAUGCGAUGGCCUUAGACCCAAUUCAACCCUUUUUACCGAUGCGCAGGAAGAAUGGGAGGAACAGGAAGAGGGUGAGCCUAUUGAUGCCCGCGAAGUGUUUGACCUCGUGCGUUCAGUCACGGACCCGGAGCAUCCGCUCACACUCGAACAACUAGCUGUGGUGAAUGAAGAGCAUAUCACCGUUGAUACGGGGAACGAGAAUACCUCGCCCUCGGUUGUACUAGAAUUUACGCCGACAAUCCCGCACUGCAGCAUGGCCACACUUAUCGGCCUCUCGCUUCGUGUUCGGCUUCUUCGUGCUCUACCAACGCACUACAAGCUAGGUGUCUUGAUACGCCCUGGAACGCACCAGUCGGCGGGCACUAUCAACAAGCAGCUCAGCGACAAGGAACGUGUGGCGGCCGCGGUAGAAAACAAGUACCUCAUGGGCGUCAUUCAAGGUUGUCUUUCUACGGCAGGACUCCGCGGCGUACCCGCAUAA